AUGGCUGCCAUCGUGAAACGUGAAUUCACCGAGCUUUCCCUGGAUGGAAGCAAUUAUUUGACAUGGGCCCUUGACGUUGAGAUUUAUCUCACAUCAACAGAACUACAAGACACAAUCAUUGAAAAUUCCCCGAGCGAUGACGCUCAGAAAGCUAAGGCCCUAAUUUUCCUCCGCCACCACCUCAACCAUGAUCUCAAGAAUGAGUACCUCACUGAAAAAGACCCACAUGCCCUUUGGAAAUCCCUUAAAGAUCGUUUUGACCAGCAGACAUCACUGAUCUUGCCACAAGCACAAUUCGAUUGGUUAAACCUCCGAUUCCAGGAUUUUAAAUCAGUAACUGAAUAUAACUCAGCAUUACACAAGGUCGUAUCUCAGCUCAAGCUCUGUGAGCAGGAACUCUCAGAUACAGACUUGAUAGAAAAAACCUUGUCCACAUUUCAUGCUAAUGAUCUUGUACUCCAGCAGCAGUACAGGGCCAAAAACUAUUCUAAGCAUUCAGAGCUGAUUUCUGCGUUACUGGUCGCUGAAAAGCACAACCAAUUGUUGAUGCGUAACCACAAUGCACGCCCAACCGGCGCUGCACCUGCACCUGAAGUGCACCAUGUUGCCCAAUCAAGCAACAAUCGGAGGGGACGGGGUCGAGGGCGAGGAAGAGGCCGCGGUAGGGGCCCGAAGCGAGGUGGCAGGAGCGGAGCUAAUAACGGUGAUUCUCGGACCCAGAAUAAGCAACCCGAAGAUCAAACUCGUCAAGGACAACAAAAUACAUGCUAUAAAUGUGGAUGCAAAGGACACUGGUCCCGCACGUGUCGCACUUCAAAACAUUUGGUCGAAGCCUACCAGAUGAUGAUACAACAAAAUAAUGACCGGAAGACAAAUGAAUCCUCUCAAGCUGCAUUGCCUGAAGCAAACGCCUUACUCAAUUUGAGUGAUGACUUAUUAGGCGAGGAACUUAAGGAUUAUGGAAACCAAGAAUGA
Molecule: messenger RNA, 975 nt
Organism: Ipomoea nil (Japanese morning glory)
Lineage: Eukaryota; Viridiplantae; Streptophyta; Magnoliopsida; Solanales; Convolvulaceae
Exons: 1
Coding region: 1-975 (324 amino acids)
Molecular function (GO): nucleic acid binding; zinc ion binding
Source: RefSeq, a predicted model, not a curated record